Molecule: messenger RNA, 921 nt
Organism: Candidula unifasciata
Lineage: Eukaryota; Metazoa; Mollusca; Gastropoda; Stylommatophora; Geomitridae
Source: the annotation of a GenBank genome assembly
AUGGCUUCCAUCGUUGGUCGCGCAACGAAGCAGGCACUCCUACGAACGAAACCUUCUCUUUCAAGUCAGCAGGCGUCUUUUGUUAGUUUACAUGGCAAGACUGGCAGAAGAUUGGCAUGGACGUUGGGUUCUCUUGCGCUUACAGGGGGAGCUGUGGUAGCCACUGCAUUAGCCCAGCCUACAUUUGCAAGUGAUCUGGUACUUCACCCACCUCACUAUCCAUGGAGCAAUAAUGGACUUCUACAGGCUUUUGAUCAUGCUAGCAUUCGUAGGGGUUACCAGGUGUACAAGCAGGUGUGUGCCGCCUGUCACAGUAUGAAAUUUUUGUGCUACAGAAACUUAGUCAAUGUUAUCAUGUCUGAGGAGGAGGCUAAAGCUGAAGCCGAAGAGGCACUGAUAGAAGAUGGUCCUGAUGAGGAAGGAAACAUGUUUCAGCGACCCGGCAAGCUGUCAGACCGCUUUCCUAACCCCUACAAAAACGAAGAGCAUGCACGUUCUGCCAACAAUGGAGCUUUGCCGCCAGAUCUCAGCUACAUUGUACCAGCCAGGCACGGAGGAGCGGACUAUAUAUUUUCACUGUUGACUGGCUACACGGAUGCACCUGCUGGUGUCAAGUUGAUGGAUGGACAAUACUUCAACCCAUACUUCCCAGGAUACGCCAUCGGCAUGGCCCAGGCCUUGUAUAAUGACCUCAUUGAGUACGAUGAUGGAACCCCAGCAACACAGAGUCAGUUGGCCAAAGAUGUGUCCACCUUCUUAGCCUGGGCAGCUGAGCCUGAACACGAUUCGAGGAAACUGAUAGGACUUAGGACCCUGAUUAUCCUUAGCUUGUUCUUGGGCGUGGCUUACUACAUGAAGCGUCACAAGUGGACCACUCUGAAGUCCCGCAAAUUAGCUUUCAAGCCACCCAGUGACAAGUGA